CACCUUUGCAUCAAUGUUAAUAUUUUCAAUUCAAUCAUCCCUCGUUCCCUCCGCUUUAAUCUUCCGUCGCGGGCACGAUAACUCCCUUCUCGCAGUUCAAGAGUCUAGCCGAGCAGAAAACAUCUCUUCAGCAUUUGAAUUGAAGGUAAAACAUAGACUUCAUAGACUGUGAACUGUGUCCAACUCAGUGCAUGUCAGUGUGACGCCUCCCCCGCGGGCAACAUAAUCGAAUUCCAGUCACCAGCGUCGUCGUCAGCAUCAUCGCCAUCAGGCACCGACCAACCGACCGACCGCCGGUUGGAUAGCGCUCGGCAGAAGUUUGAAGAACUCAUCAAAAAUGGAUCAGUCCACGACGGCGGCCACAAUAUCGUCCUCGUCGCUAUCGACCUGCUCCAACGCUCUGACCCACCACCAGCACGGUCCGGAUGCAUCGCUGCUCGGCAGCGACAUGGAGUGCAUCGAGGAGAACGUGAUUAUUGACGAAAUCACCGAGGCCGAACCAACGUCCGUCACGUUGCGCUACUGCAAACGCAAGUUCCUUCGACCGUACGUGAUCAUCUUGGCGUUGGCCGGCAUUCGACCGAGCUCCACGGAUCUGGAAUUUCUCGGACGUUGGGUUGGCCAUCUGCAAACUGCGCUCGUGCUCUGUAUGCUCUGCCUCGGUUAUGUGCUUCAGUUUCUGUGUGGAUACAGACGGGAUCAUGGAUUUCCCUCGACGAACGACGUAACACCAGCAACAACCACCGGUGUUACCGCGAAAAGUUGGUCAACUGAUGCCUCUCGAGCGUAUGAAGCAUUCAACGGGACGACUACCUGGAAACCAUUGGCCAGCAACGAUGGCGAUCCCAGCUCAUCGAACCGCACUCAUCGCAUCCUCGAAGCGGAUCACUCCGGACUCGCCGGUUCCGGUGAGGCUAUCUUCAUCUAUCUCAUUCCGGCCCUGCUGCACCUGAACGGGUACCUUUUGGCGGUCUUCAUCUACCGAUUCGCCGACAACGAGCAGCUGCAGUGUCUCGUCGAAAGGGUAUUUAUACUGAGCAACAACCCACGGCGUUUGGUGCGAACGCUCUGGCUGUACUUUGGCCUCGGUGUUGGCUGGUUGGGCGCCUCCAUCGCCUACGUACUGGUGCUCGGAGGUGACAGUACCAGUGCGUACGAACGAUUCACCUCCUUCCGAUGGCCGCUACACUUCAACGCGUCACCUACCACCGACAUGCUCAAGGGUGUCCUCACCAUGGCACUCUUCUGUCAUGAUCUCGUGCAAAUGGUUGUGAUCGUGAGCUACAGCUUGAUAUGCUAUCUACUCCGCUGUUACCUGAAGGCACUGAAGGAGAAGCUGCUGCUUCACACCAUCGAACCGCUGAACUGGAUGAGGGAGAUUUGCGAGUUCCGUAAGCUGCUGUACCACCUGAACACGCGGAUCUCGCUGCCGGUCGCCAGCCUUACGGUGCUGAAUCUCAGCUACACCGUGUCGAGCGUUGUCCAUCUGUUCCGCGAUAUGACGGCCUGCCCGAUUAACAUAUUCACCGCCAGCCUCGCCAACAUUCUGCUCUGGCUGUUCAUCUCACUGAUGCCGUUCUUUCAGGCCGCCAGCCUUACCGUCACCUGCCGCCAAACGCAGUCCUGCGGUCAUCUGAUUAGCAUUCGACCGUUCGUACACCGGAACACGUCGUCCGAGGAUCUGAACACGGUGCUGCUGUAUGCUUCGUCGCUCAAAAUGUCGGCCAAAUUGUUCCGGAUGCCGAUCAGCGCCCACUAUCUGUGCUUUUUCGUGCUCGUCUGCUUCAUCGCCAUCCUAACGUUCGGGAUGUGUCUGAACAUAUCGCUCGGUGCUCAUUAGAUGCUUGUGAACAACCCGUCAGUUUUCGGAGAAGGCGCGGAUGGUUGAUCGUAACGGUGGAAACACACCGUUGACCUUGCAAUCGACAUGAUGCCACAGGGUUUGAUGCUCAAUGCCGCAUGAAAUGAAAGACUGAACGAUGGCGAACGAAUGGCGAAUUCGUAACACGAUACGGUUCAUUGUUCCGUAAUUUAUGUUUACUGUACCUACUCCCUUUUUGUGCCCAUCCAUUAUCGUACCGAGCCGAGGAGCGUCAUCGAGAGGAGGCAUGGAUAUUCCCGAUUUACGAGUGCUACGUGGCACCAUCCGCCCACCGCCCAACUCUCAACCAGCUCCACAUUUGCAUGCUACUUUAGGCUUUUUAAGGACACGGCAUUAUUUAUCUUUGGUUUCAUAUUCUUACGUACCGAGGGGUUACGUAUAGUUUGUUCUUUUAUCGAUUCCAUUAAUGCCGGCAAAUGGAAUCGUAUUGUUAUGCUGUCUUGCUCCUCGUUCCUGUUAUCAUGUUUCGUUGCGCACAAAAGAGAUGUAAAUAUUCAUAAAAGACACAAAGCCAGGACCCUCCUUCCAAAUUUGUUUUCUUUCAAAUCCAUUCCAUCUAUUCAAAGCAUCCAAUA
Molecule: messenger RNA, 2457 nt
Organism: Anopheles aquasalis
Lineage: Eukaryota; Metazoa; Arthropoda; Insecta; Diptera; Culicidae
Gene: GrlHz
Product: Gustatory receptor-like Holozoa
Source: RefSeq, a predicted model, not a curated record